Messenger RNA from Drosophila novamexicana, 1671 nucleotides. It is a transcript of the gene VhaAC39-1, whose product is annotated as V-type proton ATPase subunit d 1. Gene Ontology annotation, cellular component: vacuolar proton-transporting V-type ATPase complex; proton-transporting V-type ATPase, V0 domain; plasma membrane proton-transporting V-type ATPase complex. The record is from RefSeq and is a predicted model, not a curated record. Lineage: Eukaryota; Metazoa; Arthropoda; Insecta; Diptera; Drosophilidae. Gene Ontology annotation, molecular function: proton-transporting ATPase activity, rotational mechanism. Bases 230 to 1282 code for a protein of 350 amino acids. The transcript has 3 exons. Gene Ontology annotation, biological process: vacuolar acidification; proton transmembrane transport; vacuolar transport.
GUUGCAAUCAUAUGACUUGUCGAUCGAUAGAGAAAUAAUAAAGGUUGCAAUUUCGUGAACGCUGCUGCUACGUUGGAAAAGUUAAUUACCAUUUAACUCAAACAGCCGAACGAGUGACAAACUGUGACCAGCAGCCAACUCUUUGAAGCCACCAACAACAACAACAACAGUUCUCACACUCUCUAUCCCACCCUCUGCGUGCGUUUGCCUGUGUGCGUAAGUCACAAUAAUGGACAGCUCGGGAUUCAUGUUCAACGUCGACAAUGGCUAUCUGGAGGGCCUGUGCCGCGGCUUCAAGUGCGGCAUACUGAAGCAGGCGGACUACCUGAACCUGGUGCAGUGCGAGACCUUGGAGGAUCUGAAGCUGCAUCUGCAGGGCACGGACUACGGCAGCUUUCUGGCCAACGAGCCGUCGCCGUUGUCGGUGUCCGUGAUCGAUGACAAGCUGCGCGAGAAGCUGGUGAUCGAGUUCCAGCAUAUGCGCAACCAUGCGGUGGAGCCGUUGUCCAACUUCCUGGACUUUAUCACGUACGGCUAUAUGAUCGAUAAUAUCAUAUUGUUGAUCACGGGCACGCUGCACCAGCGUCCCAUUUCGGAGCUGAUACCCAAAUGCCAUCCGUUGGGCAGCUUUGAGCAGAUGGAGGCGAUACAUGUGGCAUCCACGCCCGCUGAGCUCUACAAUGCCGUGCUGGUGGAUACGCCGCUGGCGCCGUUCUUUGUUGAUUGCAUCUCCGAGCAGGAUCUGGACGAGAUGAACAUUGAGAUCAUACGCAAUACCCUGUACAAAGCCUACCUGGAGGCAUUCUACAACUUCUGCAAGAACAUGGGCGGCUCCACCGCCGAUGUCAUGUGCGAGAUUCUGGCCUUCGAGGCUGAUCGUCGCGCCAUCAUCAUAACGAUCAAUUCGUUCGGCACGGAGCUCUCCAAGGACGAUCGCGCCAAGCUGUAUCCCAACUGCGGCAAGAUGUAUCCCGAUGGGCUGGCCGCAUUGGCGCGCGCCGACGACUACGAACAGGUGAAGACCGUCGCCGAGUAUUAUGCCGAGUAUGCGGCGCUGUUCGAUGGAUCCGGCAACAAUCCGGGCGACAAGACGCUGGAGGACAAGUUCUUCGAGCACGAGGUCAAGCUGAACGUGUUUGCGUUCUUGCAACAAUUCCACUUUGGUGUCUUCUAUGCGUACCUUAAGCUCAAGGAGCAGGAGUGCCGCAACAUUGUCUGGAUUGCCGAGUGCGUCGCCCAGAAGCAUCGCGCCAAGAUCGACAACUACAUACCCAUAUUCUAAGCUACCUGUCACGUGAUCGGCGGCUCCCAUAACGCAUACAAAAUAAUUUCUAAAAAGCAAUUUUUCUUUCGUGUCGUUUAGCAUCCAACUUUUUUUUGUUUUUUUUUUUCUUUCGUUUCCCUGUUAUGCAAUUGUUAAUGUGUAUGUAUAUUAUUAUUAUUAUGAUAUGAUACUAUUGUAUAUGUAUUUUUUGUUUCGAGUAUUAUUCCAACAAACUGUUGCUCUGCACGAAAGUCUUGUUAGGUGCAAUGCAGCUCCCGUUCCCGUUUCCAUUCCGAUUCCGAUUUCGGUUAAACAUUAACUAUAAAACAAUUGUUAACUCUUUCGAACAUGCAGCUGCGCAUUAAAUAUAAAUAUAAAUACAAAUAUAUAUCCAUAUAUCAUAUUGU